Oreochromis niloticus (Nile tilapia) is the source of this 2536-nucleotide messenger RNA. RefSeq names its product SIN3-HDAC complex associated factor, like (gene sinhcafl). NCBI's taxonomy places the organism in Eukaryota, Metazoa, Chordata, Actinopteri, Cichliformes, Cichlidae. Gene Ontology annotation, biological process: negative regulation of cell migration. The record is from RefSeq and is a predicted model, not a curated record. The coding region runs from base 163 to 834 and encodes 223 amino acids. The transcript has 6 exons. Gene Ontology annotation, cellular component: Sin3-type complex.
AUGUACGCUCCGCGUUUUCAUUCCGGUUUUUUAUGCAAAUGCAUUCUAAUGACCAGCUGUAUGCAGUUGUAGUAAGAGCAUGCGCAGUGCGGGAAAGGAACACGGCGAAGAUUCAAAGUUUUUGUUCGGAUUUUAACCAUAACACUGACCAAGAAAUAGACUAUGUUUGGCUUUCACAAGUCAAAGAUCUACAGGAGUAACGAAGGCUGUUGCAUCUGCAAGACCAAGUCCUCCAGUUCUCGAUUCACAGACAGCAGUCGAUAUGAGGAGACAUUCAGGCUGUGUUUUGGGCUCUCUGAGGAUCGUGUUGGAGACAUCUGCAACGCCUGCGUCUUGCUGGUGAAAAGGUGGAAGAAGCUGCCUCUUGGCUCCAAGAAAAAUUGGAACCAUGUGGUGGAUGCAAGAGCAGGUCCAGGCUUUAAGGUGACAAAACCCAAGAAGAUAAAAAAUGGAGAUGCGAAGAAGAAAAGCAAGCUAAAGAAGCUGCACAAGUUCAAGAGACAGAACUCUGAUGCCCACAGCACGACCUCCAGCGUGUCUCCUGCCCAGUCUCCCAGUUACAGCAACCAGUCAGAUGAUGGCUCAGACAUAGAGUCCAAGCAAAGACGUUCAGCUCCCUCCAUCUUCUCCUUCUUGGACCGUUCCUACUGGAAAAGACAAAAGGUGUGCUGUGGGAUUGUCUACAAGGGUCGGUUUGGAGAGGUGAUUAUUGAUCCCCGGCUUUUCAAGCCCUGCUGCAGUUCCAAAAAACAGAAGACACUGACAUCGCCCACGCAAGUGGCCACACACUUGCCGGACACACAACACCCAGAAGACAUGAAAGAAACCUGGUGAAUGCUGUUGUUGUUGAAUUUCCCUGUUGGGGUUAUCCAUGGCAUCCACCUGGAUUUGUCUCCAGUGGUAGACCUCUCAUUUCUGCUUCUCCUCUUUCCUAUAGGCAGUUAGGUAGAUCUUUGUCUUUUGUAAUAUUCCUUUUUAUAUGGGUAUUCUUUUAAAAAAAAUUGUAAAGAAUUGAUUUUUCUUUCUUUCCUUCCUUUUAAUUUUUUUUUUUAUAGAAAGCACAAAUGGGGAAAAAAAAACCUUACGGGCAUUAGUGUUAUUUAUAGGAUGAGGAGACAAAUUUUGCUAAGGCUCUGCUUUUGACUCUGGAUUAUAAUUUUUGUUUUUAUGACAUGAUCAUCCUUCUGUAAAUACUUUGUCACCUUUUUUUAUACAUAUCAGGAUUGUUUUGUUUUUCAGUAGUUGUUAAAUUGUAAGUGUGCAAAUGAAAGACACCAGCUUUUUCUAAUACCAGCUUUUUUGUGAGUGUUGGAGUGGCUCUUCAACAUUUUGCUAUGUUUUGUCUAUUAGUGCAAAUGAGUCUUUGAAUUUUUAUUUUAUUUUUUAAUACAAAAAUGGCUUUUUCCUAACACCAGGGAUCACUAGUAUAACUGUUCUUUAUCGAUUUAAUGAUCUUUUAAUAUGUGUAUAUAGAUGAGAACACGUAAUCUUUGGACAUGUAUACAGCUUUAGCAUGCCACAAGUUUGAAACACUCCAUUUUAAAUUUGUUCAGCAGUGUGUGCACAUUAACUGAUAGAUGUGGUUCGACCAUGCAUGCAGUACAUCCCUGUUUGUUGUGGGGUUUUUUUGUUUGUUUGUUUUUUGUAAAUACAAUAUUUUGGCUGUUGUAACAUCAAAACUUUUUUUUUUUUUUUUUAAACAAUAACAGGAAUAGAAAACCACUACAUCUGUUUAAAAAAAAAAAAAAAAAAAUGCUUUUGUGUGUCCCGACAUUGUUAAAACAUGUACUUUAACAACAAGAAGAAAAGAACAGGCUUUUUUACCACAUGUUCACAUCUCAUUUGAUCAGAUACAUUUCUCUAAACACAACAGUGAGCAGCAACAUUCCUCCUCCUGUGUCAUCUUUUGAAGUUGCUUUACAUUUUAGCCCCCAUUAUCACCAUCCAAAAAAAUUGCUUUUAAUGAAAUGUGUUUGUCAUGGCUGCGACUGUCAAAGUUCAAACUAUGCAGACGUUUUGAAUGUGAGAAGUGCUCUGGGGCCGUCUGUCGCUUUUGCUACGUCAGGUGUAAAGCGAUCGAUCCUUGCUCAACCAAAAUUGGCUUGUGGAAAGCAUCCAUUAUUUUAGCAAUAAUGUUGCAUUUUUUUCUAAUUGUCCUAAGUCAUUGUCUCACAAUCAUUUUUGUCUUUGUCAUGUCAAAAAUAAUGCUCAGAUUGCACAGUUUUUUGCCAUACUGUCUCAAAUUAAUACUGCAGUGACAACGGUUGCUUUUGUUUUAAACAUAAUUAUAAGUGGUCUCAAACUAAAAGAAUUGACAGGCAAUGCUCUGUAAAGUUGCUUAAUAUAUUCUCUUCUGCGGCAGGGUUGUUAAAUGCUGAACAUGUUUAUGAUUCUUAUUAAAAGGAGAAAUGCUGCUUCCUUUUAAGCUGGAAAAUAAGCUUUUUUUUUGUCCUUAGGGAGUUGCCAUAUUUUUUUAAGAGGUACAUUUUGGGAUAUCAGAUGUGCCUUAAAGAAUUAUUUGACCUUUCCGUUAUGG